AUGGCUAAGCAAUUACUUCUACAAGCCUCGCAGAUGCAAGAUGAUGAUGAAGACAAUGAGUCUCAAUCCUCUUCCAGCUGUCAACCUCGCCAGCAAAGCCCUAGCCCAAGCCCUGAUAGACCCAUGAGAUGGUCUGACUAUCCUCAUGGUCAAGACCCUAAUGAAGCCUACACCUCUUAUGAUUUGAAUUCAGACUAA
Molecule: messenger RNA, 198 nt
Organism: Prunus armeniaca (apricot)
Lineage: Eukaryota; Viridiplantae; Streptophyta; Magnoliopsida; Rosales; Rosaceae
Source: the annotation of a GenBank genome assembly